Molecule: messenger RNA, 1537 nt
Organism: Monosiga brevicollis MX1
Lineage: Eukaryota; Choanoflagellata; Craspedida; Salpingoecidae
Exons: 1
Coding region: 167-1537 (456 amino acids)
Source: RefSeq, a predicted model, not a curated record
GCUGCCGCUGGCUUGGUGACUUGAUCGAGUGGAUCCUGACUUUCUGAGAGGAAGGGAGCCAUCGUAUCAUCCGCAUUGUGCGUCGUACAGUGCUCAUCUUUUUGCGAUUUGGUGGUGAUUGGGGCCCGGCUUUGCGACGCUCACACAUACACACACUAAAAGAAGAAUGGAGGCGCAACGCAUGGCGAUGCGAUGCGCUGACCGAAGCACAAGGAUCCGGGGCUUGGCCGUGCCUUGCCGUAAGAUGUGGCUGGCGUGGAUGACCUUGGCGCUGCUGGCGCUGCUGACAACAACCCGAGCCGGCGUACCCAGUCUUGUUACGGACGAGGAGGGUAAUCUGCACAUUGAGACCCCAAGCGUGACGGAGGGCACCUCACGAGUGGUUUAUAUAAACGGGGUGGACGUGGUGGCUCAAAACGCUGCUCUGACCACUGCUCUCGAGUCUUUACGUCAGCACGUUGCAACUCUGGGCGAACCCACCUUUGCCACGGCAAAGCUCAUCACCGCAUCUUUUACCCACCCCUAUGCGCUGGCGCGGGGUGACAUGAAUAAUGAUGGCAUCAUGGACAUUCUCUUUACCAGCUUGACGUUCGGCCAGGUUGGCAUUGCCUACAAUCUAGGAAAUGGAUCCUUCGCAUCCAGCAUCAACGUCGUCACGUAUGCCCUUGCCUCUCCACACGCCAUUCUGGUCAUGGACACCAACAAUGACGGUUUCAAGGACUUCCUCGUGGCAGACGCCGAUGGCGGUUCCGUUGUGGCCUACACCAAUACCAACCCGUCAGCGGGAACAUUCAGCUCGACGGUUGUGGCGGACAAGCUUGAUGCCCCCGUGUCCUUGGACGAGCUUGCAUUGAACAAGGAUGGCUUUUCAGAUUUUGUCAUUGCAACCGAGAACAAGGACGCCAUCUAUUUGGUUCAAGGUGGAUCCACCUGGAGCGGGCCCUCUCAGGUGGUCUCGGGCACGGCCAACUCUCCAUCGGCCUUUUCCGUGCGCAGCGGGGACAUGAACAACGAUGGGUAUGCGGACUUGGUGGUGAUGCGCACCUCGGCGGAUGAAGUGGCGUUGUAUACCGGGAGUCCCACAGGCACGUUUUACUUUUCUGGUGUGUUGCCGACCCUGGGUGCUGAUUACCCGCGAGCCAUCGAACUGGGCGACUUGGACAACGAUGGAGACUUGGACGUUGUCCUGGUCGCUUCCAUCAGCAACAGCGUGGUGAUCAUGUUUAACCAACUCAAUGGCCAAUUCAGCGGGGAACUGGUCUCCAACUCGGUGGCCACACCUGUCGCAUUGCAUUUGGCUGACCUGAAUGGAGACGGGCAUUUGGACAUUUUGACGACUAGCUUCUCCAGUCAACAGGUGGUGUGGUUUCGCAACCUUGGCGGGGGGCGCUUCACCAACAAGCUGAUUCUGGGCCAGGGUUUGAGCCAGCCCAAUUCGCUCGUGGCCCUGGACGUGGACCAGGACGGCGACGUGGACGUUGUCGCGACUGGCGAGAAUGCCAAUCAUGUCGUGUGGUAUGAGAAUUUGCGCCUGUAA